CUUAAAUAUUGCAGCAAACUAAAAAGCGGCCAUCAGAGCCGGUUCAUCUGCUCAGUGGGGCGGCAGGGACAGGGCUUUAGGUGGGAGAGAGGGCAGCGCAGAGUUCACUUCCCCCCCGACGGCCACACACUAACGGGACAACACUCAACCUCGCCGGAGCCGCAGCUGUGUGCUACGGAGCGACCAUGGGCGACUGGAGCUUUCUGGGGAACAUUUUAGAGGAAGUGAACGAGCACUCGACGGUGAUCGGCCGGGUGUGGCUCACGGUGCUCUUCAUCUUCCGCAUCCUGAUCCUGGGGACGGCGGCCGAGUUUGUGUGGGGCGACGAGCAGUCCGACUACGUGUGCAACACCAACCAGCCCGGUUGCGAGAACGUGUGCUACGACGAGGCCUUCCCCAUCUCCCACAUCCGCCUGUGGGUGCUGCAGAUCAUCUUCGUGUCCACGCCGUCGCUGGUCUACGUGGGCCACGCCGUGCACCAUGUCCACAUGGAGGAGAAGCGCAAGGAGCGCGAGGAGGCGGAGCUCAGCCGCCAGCAGGAGCUGAGCGAGGAGCGGCUGCCGCUGGCGCCCGACCAGGGCAGCGUGCGCACCACCAAGGAGACCAGCACCAAGGGCAGCAAGAAGUUCAGGCUGGAGGGCACCCUGCUGCGGACGUACAUCUGCCACAUCAUCUUCAAGACGCUGUUCGAGGUGGGCUUUGUGGUGGGCCAGUACUUCCUGUACGGCUUCCACAUCCUGCCGCUGUACAAGUGCAGCCGCUGGCCCUGCCCCAACAUCGUGGACUGCUUCGUGUCGCGCCCCACCGAGAAGACCGUCUUCAUCAUCUUCAUGCUGGCCGUGGCGUGCGUCUCGCUCUUCCUCAACUUCGUGGAGAUCAGCCACCUGGGCCUGAAGAAGAUCCGCUUCGUGUUCCGCAAGCCGGCGCCGGCCCCGGCGCCCGGGGAGGCGUCGGCGCCGCCCGCGCUGCUCCAGGGGAAGCUGCCCCUGGCUCUGCCGGGCCUGCAGAGGGCCAAGGGCUACAAGCCCCUGGAGGAGGAGAAGGCCGCCCACGUCAGCCAGCUGUACCCGCUGGCCGAGGUGGGCAUGGAGGCCGGCCGCCUGGCCCCGCCCUUCCACGGCCUCCAGGAGAGGGAGGAGAAGAUGCUGCACCUCUCCAAGGCGUACGAGACGCUGCCCAGCUACGCCCAGACCACCGAGAAGGGCAGCGUGACGCUCAUCCCCGAGUCCGAGCCGGAGCAGGAGGUGGCGGCGGAGGUGGUGGUGGAGGCGCCGGCGCCGGAGCUGGUGGUGGAGGAGGAGGCGCCGGUGGAGGAGGUGGUGGUGGAGGAGGUGGUGGAGGAGGUGGUGUCCGGGGAGGGUGGAGAUCCUCUGAUGGACGCUGGGCUGGAGGCGGCGGAUACGAUAGAAGACACGAGACCGCUGAGCCGUCUGAGCAAAGCCAGCAGCAGGGCGAGGUCAGAUGAUCUGACUGUAUGAACACACACACACACACACACACACACACACACACACACACACACACACACACACACACGGGCCGUACACACACACACACACACACACACCCGACUCAAGACGAAACGCAAAAAGCAUAGACAGGUCGAUAUCCGAGGGAAACACCACAAGAAGCGUGAAUUAAACGUGAUUAAAAUGGUUUCUUAAUGCAAAAGAGAGAGGGCCGAUAAUUCAACCAAGCGAUGAAACAUCGACGCGUGUUUGUGACAAAAGUGAACAUAAAGUUGUAGCUGAAGGAGAAGGUAGGAUUUAUUUUUAAAACUGUGUUCUUAUAUUUCAAAAUGUGGUAAGGACACAUGCAAAUGGAGAAUGUUUUUACUUGAUGAAAAUCCAUGUUCCAUUUUUAGGAAACAACCUUUUUCUAUUGCAGGAGUUUAAACGAUAUAAAAAGCUUUCAACUCAUAGGUGGAAGACAAUUAAUCAUUUUGUCGUGUGUCUGCAAACCAGUAAUCUCGCUGUAGGCGUUAGACUUUGAUUCCUAUUCAGAACGCAGCACGCCACAAAGUGAGACGAGUGGCUGCAAAUGUCAUUGGCUCUCGCACAGACUCAUCCCCGCACCGAUCACACAGCGUUCUUUGUGAGGGGAGUGACUGUGGUGUCACAGCAGUGCAGGGCUCCUGCAUUCUCCUGUUUAUAUUCCGGGCGCUGAACCCAUAGAGUAGUGAGAAACAAAACAAAAAAACACACCAAACAAAUCGACAAAAAAAGACCACAUUGUUGAAUGUCACUUUUUCAAUGUCACUCUUAUUCUCUUUAUUUUAGAUUGCUUGUGUUGUGUAGCGCUUUCAACCGCAGAAGCGUACUUGAUAGCAGUUGUUCUUUGGAGCACAAACAGAGGCCGUUCUGCCCCUAUCAGAGCGUGAGCCCUCAGACGCGGCGCGCGCACCGCUGUGCACACAGCCGGAUGAUAAAGAUUGCGCCCCAUCAGCACAAAGUAUUGUUGAGGCCGAGACAACAAAUGAAUCUGCUCCCAUCAAUGAAAACAAGCAUCCUUGACAUAGCUGUUGGGUGGUGGUCCUCCGGGGCGCUCAUCGGACCGCCGCGGUGGUCCGAACCCAAAACCAUUAAAAAAUACGUUUACAAAUUCAGAGUGAAACAAACUAAUCACGGGCAGAGCGAGUUGUACAUAAAGCCCAGUCUGAUGUCCCAUCAUGUACAUAAUGCGCAGACCAGCUGUGUGUAGGGAAAACCUAAUAGAUAUUAUAACUCUUAGAACCCUUUAUUUAUAUAUAUAUAGGCUAUAUAUAUAUACAUACAUAUAUAUAUAAAUAUAUAUAUAUUUAUAGCAAAUCAAAUCCACUAUAUAUUGCCCUAAGAUAAGUACAACCUUAGAGUAUUGUUUCCUUUCAAUUCUUUCUACAUGUACUUUCAUACCAAAUGUGAAUAUUUAUUAAUUCAAUAAAACAAAUAGCAAAUUAAAAAUAAUACAGCAUCAUUUGUCGAUCAUGCAAUCUAAUUCUUACCAUUUAAUUUAAUAAAUCAUAAUUUCUUGAUGCACAAACAUGUAACCAGCUUCAGGUUCAGCAGUAGAUUUUAAUUUUGUUGAUUUUAAAUAGCUGCCAUUGUACAAUUUCCUGUGCCUUAUCUGUACAUGUUGAUUCUCAAAUGUUGUAAGAUGUAAGUGCUUAUUGCUCUGGGAAUAUGUCAACUUUUUGUUUUAUUUACUUUUGUUUUUUUAAGAAUCCUGAUAAUUUGUGUAUACAAUCCCAACACACAAACCAAACAACCACGCACACACAAACACACAUCAAACUAAGAUGCUAUGCAAGGAGAUUUUGGUCAGAUACAUAUCGCUGUGUAUUUACUAAAUCAUUAAUUUGAUGACGUUAAGGAAUUAUGUCAUAAACGCAUACAGAAACGCCAAACAUGCACAGAAACACAAACACACACACACAGGCGUAAAACAUGAACGAACAUACACACACACACACAGCUUUGGUUUUGGGGUAUGAACAAAUGUUAAUGGGCAGACACAUGCCUACAAAUUGUGACCCGCAUCAAAAUACAGCAUCAUAGUCUCCAACGUGUUGAAUCUAUUCCUCAUGGGCUGAACUGAUAUGGACGGUAUGUAUUUUUUUUUAAGACGGAUACAGUGCCUAUUUAUAAGAAACUUUUGAUUAAUCUUUGGAAAAAGAAAAAAAAAAAUCUUUUUACUAACUUGUAGUCCUCUUUGCUCCUAGACGUGUGGCAGAACCUUUGACAUGUGAACCAAUAAACGGUCAGACGUGGUCAACAAGUGUUA
Messenger RNA from Gadus morhua (Atlantic cod), 3759 nucleotides. RefSeq names its product gap junction protein alpha 8 paralog b (gene gja8b). The coding region runs from base 186 to 1478 and encodes 430 amino acids. Gene Ontology annotation, molecular function: gap junction channel activity. Gene Ontology annotation, biological process: gap junction-mediated intercellular transport; cell-cell signaling. The transcript has 2 exons. Gene Ontology annotation, cellular component: connexin complex. The record is from RefSeq and is a predicted model, not a curated record. Lineage: Eukaryota; Metazoa; Chordata; Actinopteri; Gadiformes; Gadidae.